CUUUAAAGCCAAGAAAUAGGGAGAAAAACUUUUCUCCCCCUGAACUGAGACCAUUUCACAAAUUGAAGGGCAGCCAACAGCAUAUGCUUUUUGCCAAAAUAAUUGAAAACAUCAACUGGAGAGCACAUAAUUCUUUUGAAAGUCCACCAGUUAUUUGAAGUAACUUUGGCAGAAGAACAAAAUAAAACACUCAAUAUUUUAACCUUUAUGGUUGCCUUCUUAGAAGUUGGUUUCUAAUUUGGUUUUUAGUUAUUCUGAUACAAUUUUUAUUGUAUGAUUGGCUUUUUGUUUGACUAGACCUAAUUUGACUUCAAUGAAAACCUAAGUGCUAACGAAGAAAUAUUUCACCAAAGCAAUCUGUGAUCUCUUUACAUUUAGCUUGAAUUCAUUUUUAAUAUUUUAACAACAGCAGUAAUACUGUCUUAGAAAGGGUGCACUUGAUUUUAUUUUGCUUUCAAUAUGACGGCUGUCAAUGUUGCCCUGGUUCGUGAUACCAAGUGGCUGACUUUAGAAGUCUGUAGAGAAUUUCAGAGAGGAACCUGUUCUCGAGCUGAUGCAGACUGCAAGUUUGCCCAUCCACCAAGAGAUUGCCAUGUGGAAAAUGGCCGUGUGGUGGCUUGUUUUGAUUCUUUAAAGGGUCGAUGUGCUAGAGAGAAUUGCAAGUACCUUCACCCUCCUCCACACUUAAAAACGCAGCUGGAAAUUAAUGGACGGAACAAUCUGAUUCAACAAAAGACUGCCGCAGCCAUGUUUGCCCAGCAGAUGCAGUUUAUGCUCCAAAAUGCUCAAAUGUCAUCACUUACUGCCUUUCCUAUGACUCCAUCACUUGCAGCUAAUCCUACCAUGGCUUUCAAUCCUUACUUAACUCAUCCUGGGAUGGGCCUGGUUCCUGCUGAACUUUUACCAAACACACCUCUUCUGUUUCCUGGAAACCCGCCUCUCACAUUGCCAGGAGCUGCUGGUCCAAAACCGAUGCGUUCAGAUAAACUGGAGGUUUGCCGAGAAUUUCAGCGUGGAAAUUGUACACGUGGUGAGAACGAUUGUCGCUAUGCUCAUCCUACUGAUGUUUCUAUGAUUGAGGCAAGUGAUAAUACUGUGACCAUCUGCAUGGAUUACAUCAAAGGCCGAUGCUCCCGGGAGAAAUGCAAGUACUUUCAUCCUCCCACACACUUGCAAGCCAAACUCAAGGCAGCUCAUCACCAGAUGAACCACUCAGCUGCCACUGGGAUGGCCCUACAGCCUGGUGCAUUUCAACUGAUACCAAAGAGAUCGGCACUUGAAAAGACUAAUGGUGCCAUCCCGCUCUUUAAUCCCAGUGUUUUCCACUGCCAACAGGCUCUGACUAACCUGCAGCUCCCGCAGCCAGCCUUUAUCCCUACAGGGCAAAUACUGUGCAUGGCACCUCCUUCAAGUAUUGUGCCCAUGAUGCACGGUGCUACACCUACCACUGUGUCUGCAGCAACAACACCUGCCACCAGUGUUCCCUUCGCUGCAACAGCUACAGGCAAUCAGAUACCAGCAUUAUCAAUAGAUGAACUGAACAGUAGCAUGUUUGUUUCACAGAUGUAGAAGUUACCAAUAGAACAUUGAAAUUCUGAACAACAGAGUUAUGGAGUAUCAGAAUCUUUCCAUGAGAACCUCCAUAUGGCCUUUCUAUAUGUAGUAUUGUACGUCCUCUUCUACCAACACAACAAUAAGCAUGAUGCAGUCAAUAUAUUAAACAACCAAAAAUACCAGCCAACAAAUUAAAAAGAAAGCAUUAAACAAUCAAUGGAGAUGUCAAAACAAAACAUGAAUAGAAAACGAACUACCAUCUAUCUUAUUUGAAUUAUUAGGUAGAACACUACUAUAAAAUUUUGUAAUUUGUCACACUGUUCUUUGUGAUUUUCUAAUAACUAUUAGGCUGAGUAAAUCUUCACAGUGGAUUUUUGGCUUACUGUGCAUUCUUGGUGGGUAAUGUUCAUCUGUUUUGAAGUGCUGUUACCUUACUGUUUUGUUUACACAGUAGCCUAUUAGGUUGAUUUAAAAGGUAAAAAUUAUACCAAAUACCAUUUUCCUCAUUAAUGUAUUGUACUGUAUUGUGGUAUAUUGUGUUGUGUUAGAUUUUUACAUACUACAGAGUUUUGCUGUAAUAUCUGUGGUCUUUGGUUUCAACUAAAAUGUUACUGAUGGGAAACAGAAAUAUGUGUGCUUAAAAAAUAUGACAGGUUAAUGUUAAUAUGCUUUCUCUGUUUAGAAAAUUUCUGUAGGUUUCUUGGGGCAGACAUUUUAAAAGCCUUACUUUUGAGUGUUCACAAAACCUGUUCAUAAACAUGCAUGUGAAUAAUUUAUACUUGCAGAUCUGACCUUGCAUAAUAUGAUCACAUUAGUACAUUAUUUGUGAGAGAGACAUAAUUACCUGCAAAAAACAAACAAAACAAAACAAGAAAAACAGGGAACUGCUUAAAACAUUAACCCCUAAUUUCACUCUUUAAUUGGCUUAUAAAACUAGAAUUUACCUUUAAAUGAAUCUUUCAGCAUUUAUAUUAAAAAAUAUGUAAAGUGCCCAUUAUAUGUUUUAUGGUUCAAGGAUCCUAUCUCCUAGGUUGAUUGUCUAAAACAGCCAUUUGUCAUCUUCAGUUGAAAAAUUGGUACUUGGAGACUUAAAGAUAUGCUAAUUACAGGUAAUAAAUUAAACGGGGAUAUGGGGACAUGGAGAUACUUUUUACACAUUGGAGAAAAGCCUGUAAAAAUCAUUGGAUUGCUACCUUUUACACAAGAGCCAUUUCUGAAUGCAAAUGUCUUAUGCUCUUUAUAAUAAGUAAGGUGCAAUCUAGCAAAAGUCUGUCAGGGUGAAAGAGAAUUAGUUCCAAGUGAGGCCUUUCCUCCCCAAAUGGACAAUCUUUUCUAUUGAUCACAGUUGGAACCUGAGUAUAGGAUUAGAGAAAUGGCGGGGGUGGGAAGGACAAUGGAAAGACAUUUAAAAUUAUUCUUUGAUUUAUUUAAAAGUUCUAGGAAGGAUGUCCACAGUUGGCUAGUUCAGCUGAGUUUUCAGUUUUAUUAAACAUUUCAGUGAAGUAGCAGUAGCCUGUGAUAUAUGUUAAGUGUUGCUUUCCCAAAACUUUAUUAAGAAGAGUCUCUCUCAUCAAAACCAAUAUUGAUUUGGAUUCGUUUGUUUUUAUAUGUAUUUGAAAAUUAUAACAGAGAGGUGUUUAAGACCCUUUGGAUGAGAUAGAGUGGCUGCACUCCACAGACCUGAACUGAAUUCACAUUACUAAUUUUUAUGAAAUAAAUUUAUAACCAAGUAAAA
This is a messenger RNA of Myotis lucifugus (little brown bat), 3289 nucleotides long. RefSeq names its product muscleblind like splicing regulator 3 (gene MBNL3). The transcript has 9 exons. The record is from RefSeq and is a predicted model, not a curated record. Bases 460 to 1569 code for a protein of 369 amino acids. Lineage: Eukaryota; Metazoa; Chordata; Mammalia; Chiroptera; Vespertilionidae. Gene Ontology annotation, molecular function: metal ion binding.